Spirometra erinaceieuropaei is the source of this 3140-nucleotide messenger RNA. Lineage: Eukaryota; Metazoa; Platyhelminthes; Cestoda; Diphyllobothriidea; Diphyllobothriidae. The record is from the annotation of a GenBank genome assembly.
AUGGGCCAGUCAAGCGCGGCUGAUGGUGCACUUUCUGUCGAUCACAUUGCCAACAGCACCAGCAGGCGAUACGAUGACUGGUUCUCUGUCGGUCUGGCUGCCCAGGACGAUGCAUGGAAGGUUCGACUGGGUCCGGCUGAACACGAGCGUUAUGCCAACUUCAUCCUCCCAAGAAUCCCCGAGACGUCAAUUUCAAGGACACGAUUCAGACUUUGUCGCUGAUUUUUGGUGAGCAAUCAUCCCUUUUCAACACUCGAUUUCAGUGUUAGCAACUGUGCAAACGAUAUUCCGAUGAUUUCAUCCCGUAUGUGGGCAUUUUCAAUGGCGAGAAUGGGCGUUUUUAACUUGGUUCUCUCUCUGAAGACUAGUUUAAGUGGCUUCUAUUUAUCUGCGGCCUCCAGUCCUCCAAGGAUGCUGAAAUCCGGACACGUCUCCAGUCCAAAGUGCAGCAGAACAACUCCAGCACACCCCAAGUGCUGGCAAAGGAGUGCCAAACGCUGAUCAACCUCAAGCUUGAAUCCGCUAUGCUUCAGAACCCUGUCUCAUAUUCUUCAGUCCAUACGGUCACAUCGGCCAAAUCGCAAACUGUUACACGGCCCAAGCAAGUGUCCAAGGCGAGAUCUACGCCAUCUCCUUGUCAGCACUGUGUCACGUGGCACCGAGGUUGCACUUUCCGCCAGCAUUUCUGCCCAAAGCUGCAAUCAUGUGGGACACCGUGAUGGGUUUUGCAAAUCAGCACCAGCUUCGAUAUUCAAGGCAGCUCCAGCCAUUGCUAAUUCCAGGCUUCGUUUCCGACCAAAACGUAAGUCCAAACCCCGGUCCGUUGGUAAUUCUCCUAGUCUCUUGGCCGCUUUCCAAAUCAAAGAGUCUGGUAGUAGGAAGUUUGUUGACGUUUUGCCCAAUGGCCAUGCAGUUCGCCCACAGUUGGACACUGUUCCAGAUAUCACCGUCAUCUCUGAUAGACCCUGGCAGUCCCUUGGCAGUCCCACGAUGCAGCAGACUUACCACAAGCGCGUGCGGUGGUCUCGUACAGCUUAUUGAGCAACUGCAAUGUUGUGUCUCAUUCCGCGGUGCCAGCAUCACUGCAACCCGCUAAAUCAACAAGUCUGACCUCAACUUACUUGGUCUCGACCGGAUUGAACAACUCGGUUUGGCCGAUAUGCCGCUCCGCUUAGUUUGCAGUCACGUGCGGAUGUCUGCUAAGCUUGCAGUCCAAGCCAAGGACAUUGUCCAACGGUUUGCUCCAGUGUUUCAAGACGGCCUGUGUUGUUGCGCAUAAACUCAAGCCGUGAUGCAUCUGUCUCCUGGAUGUCAACCAGUAUUCUGUCCAAAGUGACCAGUCCUAUAUGCAGCCCUGCCACUUGUCAAGGGUGAACUGAAGCUUCUGGAUGAACUGGGAGUUCUAGUUCCUGUAUCUUACUCCGCCUGGGCCGCUCCAAUCUUUGUGGUAAAGGAGCCCAAUGGCUCGAUUCACAUUUGUGCUGAAUCAUCCACCGGUCUCAAUGCCGCGCUGACGCCGAACUGCUAUCCACUACCGGUUCCGGCUGAUCUUUUCACCCUGCUUAAUGGUGGCAGUUGUUUUGCCAAUUUGGAUCUCGCUGAUGCGUAUCUGCAGAUCGAGGUCGUCCCAGAGUCGCGCGAAUUUUUGACCAUCAACACCCCCGCGGACUUUUCCAAUAUACCGGGCUGCCCUUUGGUGUCAAGACCGCUCCGGCAUAUUCCAACAAACGAGGAACGCAAUGCACUUCGGCAUCCCUGGCACAGCUGGGUACGUGGACGACAUCAUCAUCGUGGGUCCUUCCCCUGCCGAGCUGCAAAACCGAGUGUGCGCAGUACUCGAACACGUGAAGGAAUAUGGCGUCCGUCUACGGGCGAAUAAGGACAAUUCCCCUAGACUCCAUCAAGUAGCUCGGAUACGUUUUUGCCGUCACCGGUCGCCAUCCAGAUCCUGAAAACAUUCGGGCCAUCCAACGGAUGCCUGCCCCAAGAAUGUAUCGCAACUUCGUUCGUUCCUUGGCCUGAUCAGCUACUAUAGCGCCUUCCUACCAUCGCUGCAUGACGUCCGGGACCCGCUCAACCGUUUUCUGCAGAUGGAUGCUCCCUGGUGCUGGUCUUUCGACUGCUAAAAGCCUUUUGCUCAUCUAAAGUCGAUGCUGAGUUCAGAUCUGCAGCUCACGCACUACGACUCGACGCUGCCAAUCGUUGUUGCUGCAGAUGCUUCCAACCACGGAGUUGGCGCCGUCGUCUCACAUAUUUUUCCUGACGGGUCUGAAAAGGCGACUGUGCAUGCGUCUCGCAAGCUAACUCCUGCGCAGAAGAACUGCGGGAAGAUAGAGAAAGAGCUCUAGCCCUGGUAUUCGCCGUCAAGAAAUUCCACAAACUGUUGUACGGUCGUCACUUUACGUUGUUGACGGAUCACAAACCAUGGCUGUCAAUCUUCGGUUCGAAGAAGGGCAUUCACGUCUGCUCAGCCAGUCGACUUCAGCGAUGGGCAACCAUCCUUUUUGGCUACGGUUUCGGCAUUCGCUACUGUCGCGCUACAGACUUUGGUGAGACUAACGUCGUUUCUGGCCUCAUCAGCAACCAUAGGGAAACUUGAGGAAGACACCGUGAUUGCCGCCAUUUCGAUUGAGGAUGAUGUGAGCCGUAAGCUUUCAGACAACAUACGAGUCAUCCCUGUCACUGUCGCGGACAUUCGAUAUGCUACUGAACAGGAUUCUGUCCUCCGUCAGACCAUCACAUACGUGCAGACCUGCUGGCCAACCACUGCUCUCGCUCGCGAUCUUCGCCAGCUCUUCCUCCGCCGAGCAUCGCUACCUGUGGUUGACUCCUACCUCAUGUUUGCGGACCGUGUGGGUAUUCCAUCUUCCCUCCUACCCACUGUACUACGCCAGUUCCAUGCGGCCAGCACUGGUACCAGUCCGAUGAAGUCUAUUGCUCGAAGUUUUGCUUACUGGCUGGGUAUCGACGGCGACAUCGACACCCUCGUUCGACGCUGCUGUCGAUGUCAGCAAGUUGUCAAGAUGUCGCUUCGUAAACCGCCAGUACCUUGGCAACCACCGGAGAGACAUUGGUCACGCGUGAAUAUCGACUUCGCUGGUCCACUUAACCUUAUCUUGGCUGACGCCUACUCGAAGUGA